This is a messenger RNA of Frankliniella occidentalis (western flower thrips), 2494 nucleotides long. Its product is annotated as intraflagellar transport protein 74 homolog. Gene Ontology annotation, molecular function: beta-tubulin binding. Bases 586 to 2481 code for a protein of 631 amino acids. Gene Ontology annotation, biological process: cilium assembly; intraciliary transport involved in cilium assembly. The record is from RefSeq and is a predicted model, not a curated record. Lineage: Eukaryota; Metazoa; Arthropoda; Insecta; Thysanoptera; Thripidae. The transcript is spliced from 8 exons. Gene Ontology annotation, cellular component: centrosome; cilium; intraciliary transport particle B.
GGAGGUAAUCCAAAUCCAGGCUCCCGUGGAACACGCACAAACACACACACAAACUCGAGUCACAGGACACCGAGAGCAAUGUGCAAAAGCCGGGUCCUUUUCGCCUCUCUCGGUGCGGCGCGCGCGGCGGUCACUCACGGCUCCGCUCAACAGGGAACGGAACACCACGGCACGGCACUCGACUCGCGGCUGGCGGGCACGCAACUGUUACUGUUGUGCUUGCGUUCGGCGGCGGUUCGGCUCGGGCUCGACGCGGGGCGGCCGUUCGGCUGCUUUGCCUUUGCUUUUGUUUGGCUUGCCGAGCGAGCGCGCUCGCUCCCUAGCAACGCGCUUAGCAACGCCGCCGGUUCGGGGAGAGGGGAGCCGUGAGAGCGAAGAGGCUCGCGCGCCACCUAUCGGUUGGGUUUGGAACUGCGUCCAGAUCGUCCAGGUUCUCCCCCCCCCCACCAUCACUUUCUGUCUUCUGCUACGGUCGCUAUGGCAACGGACAGCUUCAAAACAUAAACACAAGGCGAGACUUCGUCUUUCGAUCCACAUUGGAGACACCUUGUUAAUGGUUUUGUGAUUUUCAUCGUUAGAGUGAAAAUGGAGAAUGGUAUUUCAGAACGUCCGAUGACACGAGUGCGAAGGGAGGAUGGCGGGGUAUCUCAGGCUGGCACAUCACGACUGUACACUCAACAAUCACGACCUCCAACUUCUGCUGGACGAAUGAAUAGGCCUCCAUCAGCAAGACCGCCAUCAGCAGUGGGAAUGCUCAGUGCUAUACCUCCCGGCACAGCAAGUCGAUUGACAUCAGCUAUGCAGUACCAACCACCACCUACUAGAGCUGGUUCCUCAAUGGGGCGACCUCCAUCCACAGCUAUGAAUGUGCUAGACAGACCAGUCACACAACAAGGUCUGUCUGGUCUUCGAUCAGCUGCACCACGAGGACCAAUGCCUCGCCAAAUACAAGACAAGCGUUAUUUUCAAGGCCUAAUUCAGAUGAAGUCAAGAGAAAUAGGUGCUGAAAUUCAGAAAUUGAACAAUGAGCUUGAAGCUUUAGGAAAAGAGCAAUCAACAUAUUUGACUUAUGAUCGUCGAGCAAAGGAAAUGGCUCAGGAGUUAACAGAAUUACAAGGUAAAUUAGCAGACCUGAACUUAGUUGUUGAUAAAUUAAGCACCGACACUUCAAAGGAAGAUGUCGAACUUGAAACCAAAGAAUUGAGAGGUGUGAAUGAAAGACGUAAAGCUGCUCUGGAACAGAUCUUUGAAGAAAGACGCCAGAGGGAGGCCCAAAUAACUCAACUCGAAAAAGAAAUACAACAGGAAAGGCAGAUGGCUGAUGGACUAAUUGAAGCAAUGGAUCCACCUUUGCGCCAAAAAUAUUCCCAAUUAGGUGAACAAAAUCAACAACUUCAAAUGGCCAUGGAUCAGUUGCAAACUAAACUUGAUGGCUUAACAUCAAAGAAAGCCACCCUUGAAGAUCAACUUUCAAUGUCUCGUGUAAAACAGGAAGCUGUGCACUUACAUGCUCGUUUAGCAGAGGCUGAAAGUAGGCGAAACCAGCUUGUAGCUGAGGAACAAACACGUGCAUCUCCAGCCCAGGAGAGAGAGACCUUAUUGCAGCAUGUCAAGGAGGACAAUGCCGAAACAGCAAGUAUGGAGCGACAGCUUACAGAACUGAGAGAGACAGCAAGAAGGAGGCAAGAAGAAAUAGACUUGUUGGAUCAGGACCUUGAGGAGAGUCAGAGUGAGCGUCAUCAGAAGUAUAGGGAACUGAGGCGGAGAGAAGAGACAAUUGAGAGUUUCUUGGCAACAUUUGAGGAAAAUCGAUCUCAGGAAACAGAAAGAAUUGAGCAGCUAGGAAAGGAGGUUGUCCAGAAACUUCAAGGUCUGGCAAAAGCUGUAACCAGAGUGGCUCAUGGGUUACCAGACAAAGAUACAUUAGGUGCCAUCCAGGAAUCAUUGUCAUUGAAUGAAACAGAGCUUGACCGAUCCAAACAGACAAUUGAAUCUCUUGCAUCACAGCAAGCACAACUACAAAUGAGUUUAGACAAGGUAGCUGAACUAGAAACAAAGGCAAGACAAGAAAUGGUAUCCCUGAGUGAAAAAAUGAAAACCAUGGAAGGAGAACUUCCCAAACUAAGAGACCUAGGUUCUCUCAGAACUGCAUGCGAGGCAAAAAGAGAAGAACUACUAAAAAAGAAGGUGAAACUGCAACAAACUUAUGACAUUGCUAAAGCGGAGCGAAAAAGAAUACAAGAACGUCAUGCUGAGUUGAAGAAGCAGCUUUCAGAAAAUGAAACAUAUGCUCAACUCAGCAACUUGGAGAGAAAAUUGACACUGUUGGAGCAGAACAAUUUUGCAAUAAGAGAGUUUGUUGCCUCCAAGAAAAGUGAAACAGACUGUGGACCAGUUAAAGCAGAAGCAUGUAAAACUGUACAGUCAUACAACAAUAUUUUAAAGGAAUCAUUGAGGCCUAGUCCAAACAUUGCUUUUUAGACUAUGGCCCCCU